Messenger RNA from Closterium sp. Naga37s-1, 1116 nucleotides. Lineage: Eukaryota; Viridiplantae; Streptophyta; Zygnematophyceae; Desmidiales; Closteriaceae. The record is from the annotation of a GenBank genome assembly.
AUGCCGUCGCAUCGCUAUCGCGUGUUUCUGCGAGCGGGUAUAUCGGAGGAGCAUAAAGAGGAUGUUUUGCGAAGCUUCUUCGAGAAGUUCGGGACCGUGAUCGACGUGUACGUGCCGCGCGAUCCGUUCACCGGCACGCUGAAAGGCAUCGCGUUCAUCUCGUUCGAAGAAGAGGAAGCCGUCAAAGCCGCGGUGGAAAACGACUCUUACGAGAUAUGCGGCGUGACCAUUCCCAUAACCAAAGCCGAACCUCGAGGACCGGAGCAGCCAUCCCGCCGCCGAGCUUACAACGACGACCGACCCUCCCACCGAGCCUCCGGCUACCCCCCGUCUUCCCUCGCCAUGGCAGCCGCAGCAGCACCCCGAGCCGCUCUAGGCUCGGCAGGCUUGGAUUACUACUCCGUCACUCCUCUAGUCACGUCUGGCGGCUAUGGUGCCGGACUAAGUUCGGGAUAUGGAGGCGGGUAUAUACUGUCGAAUGCUAUGGAGGGGUAUGGGCGCAGCGGAGGCGGGGGAGGAGGCGGAGGCGGAGGCGGAGGGGGAGGAUUUGAGGACGAGUUUCGGAUCUUUGUGGGGGGAGUGGCGGAGGAGAUCAGCGAGCAGGACGUUAAGGAGCAUUUUGAACAGUACGGAACGGUAGAGGACGUGUAUUUUCCUAAAGAUAGAGCCUCCGGCACUCGGCGCGGCUUCUGCUACGUGCGGUUCAACUCGUUCGCGGCGGCGGACAGCGCGUGCGCGCGCAGCCAGCGCAUGAUCAAGGGCUCGCCCCUCCACGAGAUCCGCAUGGCGCAGCCGCGCCCGCCCCUGCUCGCGGGGGGAAGGGGCGGGGAUGGGCGGAGAGGAGGGGGAGGCGGAGGGGGAGGGGGAGGAGGAGGUGGUGGUGGGGGGUAUGGGGGCGGAUAUGGGGGUGGGUAUGGUGGUGGUGGUGGUGGUGGGGGAGGGGGAGGGGGAGGGGGAGGGGGAGGGGGAUAUGGGGGCGGGUAUGGGGGUGGGUAUGGGGGAGGGUAUGGGGGUGGAUAUGGGGUCAAGGAGGAGAGGGAGAGGGAUUACGAGAGGGGGGGAGGCGAGGGGCGGAAUGGGGACGGCGGGGGGCGCUCGCGGUAUCGGCCGUAUUGA